AUGAAUCAUAGCAAGUUUGAAGAGUUUUCAUCAGUUUCAGUAAAACUUUGCAAUAUAUUACCUGACAAAAGUCAUAAUGCAGGAUUUAUUAAUUCCCUUAUUGAUGAGCUAAAUGCAAAGCUAUACAAAACACAACUUUGUGUUAGAAUAAAUGAUGCUGCUAAUUUACUUAAAAUGAUAUGUUUAUACAUAAAACCAGCUGAAGAAGCUCUAGCUGCAAAAGCAUCACACUUAAUGACCAAUAUUGUAACCAAGCAAAUAAUACCUUUAAGUAAUGAAUAUUUGUUGCAAGUGGUUUCUUGGCAUUUAGACUGUAUUAAAACAGGCCCAGACUUGAUAUUACCUGAUAUACUACAUAAUAUGCAAUGUAUUUUGCAUUCUCAUGUACAUAUUGGACAAAAGUUUAUUAAUGAAUUAAUUGGACAAAAAGGGUUACUUGUCAAAUAUAUAGAUGUUGAAAAUAGAAUUUAUUUGACUUCUCAAAAUUCAUUACAAAUAUCACUUUUAGUUUUAAAAUGCAUUAUAUGUUUAUUGCCAAUAAUUGAUGAAAAAAAUGAAUGUGAAAUAACCAUGGAUAUAAAACAAAACAUCUCUUCGAUCAUUAUAAAAUAUUUAAUGAAUGGUUUUGUUAAAAAUGAAGAUGAAUUUUUAUAUUGCAAGGUUGUAAUUUCAGCAUUAAGAGUGCUGUCUCAUGUGUAUUUUAACAAUCAAGGAGAAGACAUUCCAUUGCCAGAGUUGAUGGGGAUUAGUCAGUAUUUUAUUCUGUAUGGUCUCAUACCACAGAACAGUAGGCCAGAAAAAAUAAUGCCUGCUCAACAAACCAUUGCAGCUGCUCCAGUGAAGUCGGUUGGUGUGAGGGGAGGCAAGAAACAAAAAGUUCGAAAACAUCGUAACAAUGCUAUAGAGGGCUUGAAGAAAGAAAUCCCAGUAUCUGACAAAAGCUUGUUGAAGGAUAUAGAUAAUUUUGAAAACAGUUCAGCUUACAAACCGGCCAGCAAAAACUAUCUAGAUUCACAGAAAGCACGGCCCUGUUGGACUUUGACCAGUGAUUCUGAUAUGUCAGACGUGGAGAACAGCAGGGAGACAAAGUUAGUCGCGUUAAAGUCUAGGGUACGGCAGAGUGCUUCCAAUUUAUUCCUGGUUUUAUUCAAGAUAAAGGAUAAACGAGAAAUGUUCGGCUAUUGGUUUGCUCUGUUACCUAACUCGCCCUACGAUAAUAAUUGGCUCGGAGAAGAAAGCUCGAAAAGGAGCCUGGCCUAUAGUGUCGUCACGGACCCCGUGGCCAGCAGCAGAGCCAGUACUCUCGGUGUCAUACUGGCUUUGUUGUCCGGGUCCAAGACUUAUUUGGGUCAGGCAGAAGUCAGCAAAAAAUCAAAUUCAUCAUUUAUACCAUUUUCAGUAUCCCUCGGCUACUUAGUCGUGCGCAUGCACAAGAUUCUAGCCUGUAUACUGAAAUGCGAACGCAGUCAGGUCGUUUCGCUAGUGGCGUUGAAGUGCUGCGCCGCUUUGGUCCAGGCCACGCCUUACCAUAAAAUGCAGGACGGCCUGAUCUCCGAAUUGGUCAGCUGUACUAGGAAGUUCCUAGUUCAUAAAGAGGUGACAUUGCAGGUCGGGGCUCUCAUAACGAUGGGGUGUAUUCUGUCGAUCGACCCUAAAAUUGACGAAGUACUAAAGGUUAUACAAAAAGACGUAAGGCCGAGGCCGGCCUCGUCGGACAAAGAGAAUAAAGCUUCCAACGAAUGUGACGACUUCGAAGAGGGCUAUUCUGACGAUGAACUGCUCUCGGAAGAGGAAUUGCAAAAAGACGUCGACAUGGAGUUCGUCACGAGAGAGACUUACUUCGACAUUUGGAUUUUGGAUAUUUGUUUUAAGAAUAUAGGAUGGGAGUUCAGAGGAUUAGACAAAAUUAGCUGCAAUCCAUCGCCCAUACCGGUCGUGUUGGAGUCUCUGCAAGUGCUGUCGGCGAUGGCCUUUCACCAUCUACCGCUUCUGCUGAAGCCCCGAAUAGAUUUCGUGACGGACACUUUACACGAACUCUUGCAACACGAACACCAGGAUGUGGUCUUCCAAACUGCGAGGCUCAUCAGCAUAAUCGGGGACUCCUUGCAGAAGUUAGAGUACACGAGAGUAGACGAACUGCCUCCGUUGGCCCAACGCGUGUCGAUGUGGGAAAAGCUCUCGUCUUCGCUGUGCUCGGUGCUGCAGGCCCAUCACAGUUCGGCCGCCAAAGUCGUCGCAUGCGACUGCAUCGCUAAUAUUGGGGAGCAGUGCUUUAAGGAAUUGCCUCGCCGAACGCGAUUGGUGUGUUGCGCCCUCUUAGUGGGCUCGUGCAGCGACGAAGAGCCGAGCGUGAGAGCGGCCGCCGUCAGGGCGCUCGCCAUGGCCGUCAUGUACCGGACGCUCAGAGAGGACGUGUGCUUCGUGAGCGAUUGCGGCGAGAACAUCCUCAGGGCCCUGACGGAGACCGCUCUCGUCGUCAGGACAAAAGCCGCCUGGGCCCUCGCCAAUCUUAGCGACGCCCUCGUGCUUAACAUGGAUGACCCGGAACUGGAGCGAAUAGACGAUGACCUAUUAUUGCGUCUGCUGGAGGUCAGCGUGCAGUGCGCCGACGAUAACGAUAAGGUAAAAAUGAAUGCCACCCGAGCCCUCGGAAACAUGCUUCGGCUCAUUCGAGAAGACAACCUUUCGAAGCGCCCUCAAAUGAAGCCCCUCUGCGAGGUCGCCAUAUCCAAGUUGGUGGAGUGUGCGAGCAAAGUCAGCAACAUGAAAGUGCGCUGGAACGCUUGCUACGCCAUAGGAAACGCUAUGAAAAAUAAUACUCUCUUCACGAGUUUUAGUGGGUGGCAGAGUCAAGUUUUCUCCAACCUCUGUUCGCUCUCGCAAGAGUGCAAGAACCUGAAAGUGCGAAUAAACGCGGCGGUCGCUCUGCGUGCGCCUCAGACGCGUGCGCACUUCGACGUGCAUUUCUGCCUCGUCUGGAGAGGGGUAAUGGAGGCAAUGCAGAACGCUGCCAACGUCGACGAUUUCUCCGAAUAUAAGCAUAAGGACCAUUUGAUCGAACAGCUCUGCGUGACAUUAGCCCACGCGUGUUGCCUUCUCCAGCAAACAGACCUAGCGGACAUUUUAGACCCGUUAAUAUUUAACUUCGAAUGCGCUAAAUCUCUCUACGCUCAGCUGUAUCAGAAAUUAGCCCCGGAAAAUGUGUCCUGUAUGAAAAUAUUGCAAGCGGCUAAGUACGUGACCGUCGACCUGACGGCUGCGAACGAUACGCAAUUGCAGUCUCUGGGAAUGUUACAGGAAAUAUUCAUCUGGGACAUGUAG
This is a messenger RNA of Pieris macdunnoughi, 3321 nucleotides long. Lineage: Eukaryota; Metazoa; Arthropoda; Insecta; Lepidoptera; Pieridae. The record is from the annotation of a GenBank genome assembly.